CGGCGCCGCGGUCUUGGGCGCACAGCAGGCCGCUCCACCCCGUCCACCCGCCGCCGCCGCCGCCGCCAUGGCGAUGAGGCAGACGCCGCUGACCUGCUCCGGCCACACGCGGCCCGUGGUGGACCUCGCCUUCAGCGGCGUCACCCCCUACGGAUACUUCCUCAUCAGCGCCUGCAAGGACGGGAAGCCGAUGCUGCGCCAGGGCGACACCGGCGACUGGAUCGGGACGUUCCUGGGCCACAAAGGGGCCGUGUGGGGGGCCACGCUCAACAAGGACGCCACCAAGGCCGCCACCGCCGCCGCCGACUUCACCGCCAAAGUGUGGGACGCCGUCUCCGGGGACGAGCUGAUGACCCUGGCCCACAAACACAUCGUCAAGAGCGUGGACUUCACCCAGGACAGCGACCGGCUCCUGACGGGCGGACAGGACAAACUGCUGCGCGUCUACGACCUCGGCAAGCCCGAGGCCGAGCCCCAGGAGGUCAGCGGCCACACGUCCGGCAUCAAGAAGGCCCUGUGGUGCGGCGACGACCGGCAGAUCCUCUCCGCGGACGACAAGACCGUGCGGCUGUGGGACCGGGCCAGCCUGAGCGAGGUGAAGUCGGCGACCUUCCCCCUGGCAGUGAGCAGCAUGGAGUACGUCCCCGAGGGCGACCUCCUGGUCAUCACCUACGGCCGCUCCGUCGCCUUCCACAGCGCCCUCAGCCUGGAACCGAUCAAGUCGUUCGAGGCUCCCGCCCCCAUCAACUCGGCCUCGCUGCACCCCGGGAAGGAGUUCGUGGUGGCCGGGGGCGAGGACUUCAAGCUGUACAAAUACGACUACAACAGCGGCGAGGAGCUGGAGUCGUACAAAGGCCACUUCGGGCCCAUCCACUGCGUGCGGUUCAGCGCGGACGGCGAGCUGUACGCCAGCGGCUCCGAGGACGGCACCCUGCGCCUCUGGCAGACCGUCGUCGGCAAGACCUACGGCCUCUGGAAGUGCGUCCUGCCAGAAGAGGAGGGCGGAGAGCUGGCUAAGCCGAAGCCCAGCUUCCCCGAGACCACGGAGGAGGAGGAGGAGGAGGAGCAGCUCGAGGACGUCGGCUCGGAGAACUCGGAUCCCGUCUACCCCGCGGCGGCCGAGGUGAAGGCCUGAGGCCCCCGCCCGCACGCCCCCGAGGGCCGGAGCCUCCCCCCCGCCCCCCCGGCUCUCUGUGUCCGGCUCCGUGUCCGCCCGCCGGAGGGGCCCGCGGACCCCCCCCCCGCCGGAGCCGGCCUUCCCGCCACCCCCUCCUGCCCGGAUUCCCGCCGGGAAGGGGCGGCCGCCGCCCGGCCCCCCGUCCGGCCUCCCGCCCGGGAGGCUUCCGGGAGCGGGGAAGCCUCCGCCUCCGGGCGGCCGAGGAGGACGAGCGACGCCAGACCCCCGGGGUCGGGGGGCCGGGGGCCCCCCGCCGGCGGUUCGUUUCCGGUUGGGAGAAUAAAAGACCGACAAGACAGCC
Ornithorhynchus anatinus (platypus) is the source of this 1478-nucleotide messenger RNA. RefSeq names its product serine/threonine kinase receptor associated protein (gene STRAP). The record is from RefSeq and is a predicted model, not a curated record. NCBI's taxonomy places the organism in Eukaryota, Metazoa, Chordata, Mammalia, Monotremata, Ornithorhynchidae. Gene Ontology annotation, cellular component: SMN complex. The transcript is spliced from 10 exons. Gene Ontology annotation, biological process: spliceosomal snRNP assembly. Bases 68 to 1135 code for a protein of 355 amino acids. Gene Ontology annotation, molecular function: RNA binding; protein binding.